Molecule: messenger RNA, 2684 nt
Organism: Sitophilus oryzae (rice weevil)
Lineage: Eukaryota; Metazoa; Arthropoda; Insecta; Coleoptera; Curculionidae
Exons: 1
Coding region: 932-2461 (509 amino acids)
Source: RefSeq, a predicted model, not a curated record
GGGACAUUCAUAAAAAUUUUUCAUAGACGUAAUACUGCUAAAUUUAUAUUUUGUAUUAAAAGUUUAAAAAUAAAAAGUAAUAACAACUUAGUAAGAAUUUAAUUAUAAAAAAAUAAAGAAUAACAUUCCCAACAAGUGGUGAUACGAGUCAAAUAGAGAACUACAACAUUUGGUGGCAGCGACUACAAGAUUGGUGACGACGGUGGUCCAAUCCAGGAUCACGACAUUGGUGGCAGCGGUAAAAACUACCAAGGUUUCCUGAAGGUGCGCCAGACGCAGCAGAAAACCUACCAGUUUUUGGAAGAAGAUAGAGGCAACGGGCAGUUCUUGAAGGUGCACCAAGAAGCAGCAAGAAGCCCGACACGAGACGUAGACAUUGGGGACACUGAAGGAGCGCCAGACGCAGCAGCAAGUCUCCAGGGAAGCUUUUGUUUUCACCAGAUGAUGACGGGUAUAUAUAUUUUGUUUUAGGGUUAAUUUAUUUAUAAUAAUUACCAGUAUCCUAGCAGUAGUCCACUCAGAAUACAAUAUAACCACUUAUGACUUGAACCCUGGAAUACACUUUGAGCACCUGGGCGAACUAAGGUUUUUUAAUAACAAAUGGAAACUAGUAACUUUUGUAGAAUUAGAAAAUAUUAGUAAUAAGUUAUUAUCAUUAAAGAAUUACCGUAAGUAUACUACAGAUUUAUGCAAUAAUGAGAAUGCUCAAUAUCACUAUUAUAUUUGUCAGUUAUUUUUGAAAAGUUCUAAAUACACUUUCGAAAAAAUUGAAAAAGAACUAGAAGUCUUACACGAAUUGAUCGGUCAUAGUCAUUUAUCAGAAAGUAGACAAAAACGAGGUUGGUUCAAUAUUGUAGGAAAAGCAACUAAAGUUUUAUUCGGCGUUUUAGAUGAAGAAGAUGCUAAAUACUAUAAUGAUAAAAUUUCACAAAUGAAUAAAGACGAAACUUCAGUCCUUCAACUUUUAAAAGAACAAACAAAAAUUGUUCAAUCAACAAUAAUUAAUUUCAAUAAUACUAUUGGAACUUUAGAUUUUAACGAAAAUUUAUUAAAAAAUAAUAUAAAAAAGAUUAGCGAUGAAUUAAGCAAAGUCAAAGAAAAUUUUCAUUUUCUAUAUAUAAAAACCGGCAUAGAAGAACACGUCACUAUUUUAAAUAUGAUGCUAAAUCAAUUACAAUUAGAAAUCAUGACGAUUACGAAUGCUAUUUUAGUAGCAAGAAAGGGAGUUUUACACCCCUCAAUAUUAACGCCAUUAAGGUUAAUUAACGAAUUAAAAGAUGUGUCCGAAUCUCUACCUCAUGGAUUAGAAUUUCCUGUACCAUUAGAUCCGCUCAAUGCAAAUCUCAUUCUAAAUGUUAUCGAGUUGCAAGUUUAUUUCGAAAACAAACGAUUAAUAUAUAUUAUAAACAUCCCUUUAAUUGAAACAAAUUUAUUCUAUAUUUAUAAAAUAUCACCCUUUCCAAAAUUAAUGUCAAAUAACCAGUUUAUAUUAAUUCAACCCUCAUCUAAAUAUAUAGCAAUUGACGAAAGCAAACAGCAGUUUAUUACACUGUCGGAAAUAGAAUUUAAUACUUGUUUAAAAAUUAUAGAAAAUAAAUUUAUUUGCAAGCAACAAAAACCAGUUUCUCUUGCUCAUUUGGCAGAUAAUUGCGAAGUUAAAUUAUUGCAAUUCACAAAUAUCAUACCUGAUAUCUGUGACAAACGUAUAAUUCAGUCAGAUAGAGCAAUUUUUAUUCAACUACAAACCAGUAACACUUGGUUAUUUGCAGUUCCUCAUCCAGAAACUCUUACGAUAUCAUGUAAUAAUAAAAAAAAUCACGUAGAUGUAAUACUAAAAAAUUGCGGUAGUGUCACUAUAGGUAAACAAUGUAAAGCUUAUAGCGCAUCAUCAAUGCUAAUCCCUCAUGGAAAUACAGUCCAGUCCAAUAUUUCAAGUGAUUUUAUUCCACCAUUCGACAUUAGUGAUAAUUGUUGCGAAAGGAUAAAGGAAGAAAAAAUAAACAUUAGUGAAAUAUUUCUCAACGAACAUUAUAGGAAAUUAACAAAGCACAUCCCCGAACUUAAUGUAGCGAGCCAUAAGCUAGAAGAUAUUGAAAAGUUAGGUGAUGAAAUUCUAAAAAGGAAACUUGUAAACAAUUAUACAUUUCCAGCAUCUGUAAUUGCCUAUAUCUUAGCUCUUCUUGCUAUUAUUUUUAUUAUUUAUAAAUUGUAUACAAAAUGUACUAACAAGACAGCCUGUUGCGGAAUUAUUCCAAACUUAUGCAUUAGAGUUAAUCAGUCUGUGGAACCAUCUUCUAGAAAUAGUGAUAGAUAUGUUGCUCAUUAUAAUCGUAAUAUUAGCCAAAACUCUGAAAAUGUAGGUAACUAUGAAAACUCCGAAGAAGAGAAUGUUAAUUUACAGGCGCCCUCGCGCAGACCCAUUGGGUAUGUACCAUCAAGGCGACCAUUAAAAGAAAAAUAAUUUCCGCAUUUGAUACAUUUUUAAAUCUGCAAUAGUUAUAAAAAAAAAUGUUAGUUAAGUUAGAAUGUAAGUUAGUUAUAAUUAGUAGUUAAGACUUGUAUAAUACUUUUAUAUAUGUACUUUUAUUCAUUUCCAUCUGAGUUAUACUAAUUAAUUAUAUAAACAUUUGUUUUGAGAUUUCAUAUCACUUUCACCUCAUGAAAUCUCUCAUUAAGGGGGGAGG